Pollicipes pollicipes is the source of this 899-nucleotide messenger RNA. RefSeq names its product cholinesterase-like. The record is from RefSeq and is a predicted model, not a curated record. Bases 54 to 884 code for a protein of 276 amino acids. The transcript has a single exon. NCBI's taxonomy places the organism in Eukaryota, Metazoa, Arthropoda, Thecostraca, Pollicipedomorpha, Pollicipedidae.
GGUCGGGGGUGCGCGACGCCGCCAGGCACGGCUCCACCUGCCUGCAGUACAACAUGCUGAAUAACAACAUCAUGGAGGGCCAGGAGGACUGCCUGUUCGUCAACGUGUACUCGCCCCGGCUGCCAGUCAGUGACGGCGAGCCCGGUCUGCCCGUCAUGGUGUGGAUCCAUGAAGGAGCCUUUAUCAGCGGCUCUGGCGACGCCGAUCUCCACGGCGUCGACUUCCUGAUGGACGAGGACGUCGUGGUCGUCACCUUGAACUACCGACUCGGUGUGUUCGGCUUCUUCACCACGGACGACGCGGCGGCGCCGGGCAACAUCGGCCUGCUGGACCAGGUGCUGGCGCUGCAGUGGGUGCGCAACAACAUCGCCCGCUUCGGCGGCGACCCGCAGCUGGUGACGGUGUUCGGCGAGUCGGCCGGCGGCGCCAGCGUCUCGCUGCAGGUGAUCAGCCCGCUGUCAGGCCGGCCUCUUCCACCGGGGCCAGUCAGCCAGUCGGGCAGCGCCUCGGCCUUCUGGGCGCUGGGCGACCGUCAGCGGUCCCUGGCGCUUCACUUCGCUGCUGAGCUCGGCUGUCCGUCCGAAGACAGCUGGGCCGUGGUGGAGUGCGUGCGUCACGCACCGGCGGCCGACAUCAUGCGAGUGCUGGAGUCUCUGGGUCCCUACGGCGCACUGGUGGAGGGUGGGUGGAACCUGUUCCGUCCGCGUGUCGACCGCGAGUCGACGUCACCGUUCCUGCCAGACCAGCCGAACGUGCUGCUGCAGCGUGGCCAGUUCAGCCGCGUGCCCUGGAUGAUAGGCUGCAACCAGGACGAAGGCGUGGGGAUUGUCGGCAUCAUUUCUCCGACCAGACGUGCUGAAGCGAGCUCAGGCGGGGGACGCUGAGGCCUGGACGUCGGA